AUGAAAACAGGACGAUCAACGCUUAUGUUAACACUUGUGGAAGAAAGUAGCAAAAAUAUACAAAUUACGAAUUUUACUCAUGAAGAGUGCAGUGGUGAGGAUAACAGUAUACCUGGUACUCCAGAUCUGUUACCUUUCCCACAACCGAUUACCCCAGCUGUUGACAACGAUAGACAUACACCUAUGCCAUCACCAGCAAAAACCCAUUGUGAACUUUUUUCAUGCAGUUCAGUUGUUUUGAAUUUUUUCAUUUUUGGCUUGUUUAUGGGUGCACCUACAGUAGUUAUUCCUCAAAUAACAAAAGAAGCUAAUUCAACGAAUGUUGUAACACUAGAAUUGACAUCUUGGUUAUCUUCUAUAUCUGCGUAUUGCGCGGUUCCGUGGGGCUUCAUUUUGCCUUGUUUAGCUCAUCGUUUUGGACGAAAAAUACUUAUGGUUUUAGUAAGUUUAAAUGUUUUAAUAGGAAAUGUUUUCUUUUAUUGUAGCAUUAAUGUUAAAGAACUUAUUAUCAGUCAAGCUAUGCAAGGAAUGCUAGUAGCAUCAGUACUAACCGUCACUCUAAUGGUUAUGUCUGAGUAUACAUCACCAAAAUACAGAGGUAUCUUUUUUAAUAUCAAAGCAGCUACAUUUUACUGGGGAGUCUGGGUCUCGAAUGUUAUUGGAACAUUCUACAACUGGAGAAACAUUAGUAUCGUCAUUUUUAUUUGUGGUUUUUACAAUUUGUCAUCUAUUUUUUGCUGCGAAUCACCUUAUUGGCUGGCUACAAAAGGAAGUUUUGAUGAAUGUACCAAAGUCCAUCGAUGGCUAAAAGGUACAGAUGACAACGCGGAAAAAGAAUUAGGAAAGCUUAUUUUUUCACAAAAAGUACAUUUAAAUAAUAAAACUAAGGUGCAAUUAAAAAACAUGCAAAGAAUUAAAAUCAUGAAUAUAAUACGAUGCUCGGAGUUUUUUAAGCCCCUUGCGUAUGCAUGUUUACCAAUAGGUUUGUACAAUUUAGCAGGUAAGGUAGCUUGUUCGGUGUACGCUAUAGAUAUUAUAAAAAAAAUCACAUCUAGUGAAGAAAUGGCAUAUAAAUCCAUGCUGAUAAUAGAUGCUGUAACCGUGGUUAGCAUGUAUUUAGGGUGUGCAUUAUCUAAAUUCAUAACACGUCGAAACCAGCUACUUAUUUUUGCUACUGCGGGAGUUACUUUCCUUUAUGUUUUAUCACUUUACUUAUACUUGAUCAAUUUGAAUAUUUUAUCAGAGAAUAAUUAUAUCACUUUGUUUUUUUUAGUCGGCUUUUCAAUAGCUAUUAGCUGUGGACCGAUAAUGCUAUCAACGUGCUGUUUAGCGGAAUUAACACCAUUAAGAUAUAGAAGCUAUUUCAUAUGUUGCCUUUCAUUUAUGGGCAACAUAUUAUUUGCAACUGUACUAAAAAUUUCACCACUUAUAUUUAAACUUACUGGAUCACAUGGAGGGUUUCUUUUUUAUGCUGUGUCAGAGUCAAUAUUCAUACUACUUUCAUAUAAAUAUUUGCCCGAAACAAAAGAUAAAACAAUUCAGGAGAUACAAGAAUAUAUAUUAAAAGAUCACAAUGCUACAGUAAAAACAGAACUAUUUCCAAUGAAUAAACCUGAAUUUAUAUCAUAA
This is a messenger RNA of Pararge aegeria (speckled wood butterfly), 1629 nucleotides long. RefSeq names its product facilitated trehalose transporter Tret1-2 homolog. Lineage: Eukaryota; Metazoa; Arthropoda; Insecta; Lepidoptera; Nymphalidae. The transcript has 4 exons. Gene Ontology annotation, cellular component: membrane. Gene Ontology annotation, biological process: transmembrane transport. The record is from RefSeq and is a predicted model, not a curated record. The coding region runs from base 1 to 1629 and encodes 542 amino acids. Gene Ontology annotation, molecular function: transmembrane transporter activity.